AUGACUAGCGAUAUGAUUACAAAGAAAAAGGAUCCAGGGGCAUUCACUAUCCCAUGUACCAUUGGUAUGCUUAAGUUUACCAAAGCUUUAUGUGAUUUGGGGGCAAGUAAAAACUUGAUGUCAUAUGCAAUCUUCAAACAACUUGGAUUGGGCAAAUUGAAAUCCACAACAAUGUGGCUUGUAAUGGAGGACCGAUCUAUUAAACACCCCAUUGGGAUACUUUAUGACAUAUUGGUAAAGGCUAAUCGAUUUAUCUUUCCGGCUGAUUUUGUUAUUCCAAAUUAUGAAAUUGAUGCGGAGGUUCCUAUUAUUUUGGGUAGACUAUUCUUGGCGACUGCAAGAGUUCUAGUGGAUGUUGAAAGUGUUAAGUUAAAUUUUUGGGUAAAUGAAGAAGAGGUUACCUUUAAUGUGUGCAAAUCAAUGAAGCAACCUAGUGACAUUCAGGUAGUUUCAACGAUUGAUGUGAUUGAAGAAGCAGUGGCUAGUGUGAGUGAAAUGAUGUUUAUGGGUGAACCUCUUGAGGUUGUUCUUUCGAUUUAUGAUGAGACCGAAGUUCAAGGGUAUGAUGAAGUGGUAGCUUCUCUAUCAAGACUAGGUGCAUAUCCAAGAAACCCAUUGAAGCUAGACAUUGAUCUAAAGAAUCGAGAGAGUCCUCCCGCUAAACCAUCCACGAAAUAA
Solanum verrucosum is the source of this 678-nucleotide messenger RNA. RefSeq lists its product as uncharacterized. The transcript has a single exon. NCBI's taxonomy places the organism in Eukaryota, Viridiplantae, Streptophyta, Magnoliopsida, Solanales, Solanaceae. The coding region runs from base 1 to 678 and encodes 225 amino acids. The record is from RefSeq and is a predicted model, not a curated record.